AUGACCAUUUCCGUCCGUCGCCUGAAAAAACCAACCACAGAAGCCGAUCUUGAACGUUACUUUUCCAAAUUUGGCGAUGUCGCAAACGUCAAAAUAGUUCCCGAUGGAAACAUGGGAUGCUGCGGUCAUCAAGGUUUAGUCAAGUUCGCAGACAAGACAGCCUUUAAGGGUGGACUUUUAGAGAUCUGUCACUUCCUCAACGGUUCUCGAGUGGAAGUCACACCGGCGGACAUAUGGAUUACUAAACGAUUCGGCUUACUUUCGACCUCCAACUAA
Molecule: messenger RNA, 276 nt
Organism: Dibothriocephalus latus
Lineage: Eukaryota; Metazoa; Platyhelminthes; Cestoda; Diphyllobothriidea; Diphyllobothriidae
Source: the annotation of a GenBank genome assembly